ACUCUAUUAUCUGAAUAAACCCUCGAGAAUCUCAGUCAAAGCAGAAUCUCAGGAUUAGAGUAGCCAGUGGAUCAGUUUGUAAUUUUUUUCAUAUUUUAAAUAGAUUUGUCAGUAACUGAUGAUUGUGUUUAAAUUAGAUACAGAAUGGUCUUCUGCACCCCUGAAUUUCACAUUAGGUUAACGUACCAUUGUAUCCCAGAUUGAAUGUACAUUAGUGAACAAUAUGGUCCAUGUUCUGGAUUAUUUUGGAGAAAGGAAGGUACUUUUUGCUUGGUUGAGAAAUUUUUAAAACUUGAAAGGAUUAUUCUGUUUUAAAAAAUAUAGUACUUCGAAUUUGAAAGAAACAAACUUGUAAUAUAGCCCAAAUUUAUUGUAAUCUGUUUAGUUAUUUGUGUUAAAUGAGGCAAUUGAAAGGUGUUCUGCUGAAGUUUUAAAGAAAAAAGCAAAUUGUGGGAGAUAACUGGUUAAAUGCUUGAAGACAGUGUUGAUUGAAAUAUUAAGCCCAUUUGGGGAGUAAUGUAUUCCACUGUUUCAGAGCAACUGUUUUCCUCACAUAAUUUUAUUAAUUUGAUUUAAUUAAAUAUGUGCUUAAUUCAACACUGAGGAACUGAUAGUUGAAGAAAUGACAUAAUUAAUCUUCCCUAUUUUAAUUUAUGUGUAGAAGAGCUGGAAGAAAAAACAACUUCUGUGGCUUUGGGAGGUCUUGAGGACCAGAAACAAUCAGUUGUUUAUUAAUUAUAGACUCCUUGAUUACUUCUUUAAAAAAAAUAUUUUCUGUAUUUUUUUCCCUGAGUAUUCAGUGUUCUUUAUUUACAUGAUGAUCCACUUGCUCAUUUGUUUUAUGUAUAACAGUAAAUUUUUCUUAUUAGUAUGACAGAAGUAGACCUUAGUCCCUUCCAGGUUUUGAAAGAAGUAUGCUCUGCAUGUAUUUCCAUAUUCCAGAGCACUCUGGUGUAGUUGUCAUGCUUGGCUGCUGUAGAAAACUUAAAUUUUUUUUUUAUGUUGUUUUCUCCUUUUUUGCUUGAUUUUUUUCCUGAUACUUCCAGAAUUUACACCGUUCCUUGAAGUGGUGUGGCUCUUCUCUCGGUGCUCAUGUGGAGUGGAGACGUCUGUGUCAGUGCUGUGCCAUUCCUGUUGUUGGGUUGGCCAUUUUCUGCAAGGGAAAUGUGUAGGUCUGGAGAAGUCCCAGUUCAAGCUGUGGUGGGCAUAGCAGGGGCCUGGCAUGACUAGCUCUGAUUCUCACACCAGAAGGCAAGGGAAGAAGGGAGGGUUCCUCACAGAAUCCCCUUUGCUAUUCCUGACCUCUCAGCAGCGUCCAUUCUAUCUUUUCUCCUCUGGGCAACUAUCGGGCUGCUGUGACAUGUUAGUAUCAUCAUCCUGGCUUAGCUAUAAACAUGCUUCUCAGAGGAUGAGGCACGCUGGGCACUGGCGCUGUUUGCUGGUGCCAUGUACUCAAUAUAUCCUGCGACCUUAAUAACUUUCCCUUCUCUGUAGCCUCUGUGUCAAGCAGAGGACUUCUAGCUGUUAGAGCUCUUUCUGCAGGUGAAUAUGCUCGUCACUCCAUGUGUCCUGUUAUCCCGUCCAUACCUUUCGGAGGACUCUUUGUGCUCCACCUGGACAUCAGCACUGGAAAAGUGCUUCCAGCUAGGAAAAGCCCAGAUAAAACACAGAGCCAUCUCUCCGUGAGAGGUAAAACCUGACUUCUCUUGACCUGCUUCACACACCCUUAGUAAGUCCUCUUGGAUGCGUUUGCUAAGCCAAGUACCCAGCUAUUGGACGUUCUUUGGCAUGCUGCAUUGACAGUGAUUUAAUGCCGAGCCAGUGUGACAAGUCUUGGCCACUUGUUUGCUUCAAUAGUAUCAUCAACCUACAGCGAAGCAACAAGCACGUUAAUACUGCCUAGUAGGUAGAACUCAAGGUUUUUGCUUCACCAUUGUGCUCCUCAUGUCUCUAGCAGCAAAGGCUCCAGGAGGAUAGGUGUGGACUAUUACAUGGACUCAGAAAUACAGGGAUCAGCAGCUAUUGGACUUUGUGGGGGAAACAGUCCUAUUAGUUGUCAGAUGCCAUUCUUUGCAUGGUCUCCAGGCAGCAUUAGGCAUGGUCACCAACCUCUUGGUGUGAUAUUUGGCUCCUGUUCCUAUGAAAUGAAGCCAAGGUCACAGAUUUUAUUGCUGUUUCCCCCUUCAUAUCUUUAUUGCUUCAAUCCUCAUACGAAAAAAAAUACACUGCGCUGCUGUAGUGUAUUGGUCUCAUCUCCUUCCACUUACUCCCAUACCCCUGGUCAACACCUCUGAGUGUCAUCGUCCCUCCUCUCUUUGGCUAUACCCCUGGUCCUUUUCUCCUUUUGACAUUCAGCUACCUCAUUUGAGCAGUGCAUGGUUUUCUGUCCUGCUGGCCACACCGAUUUUGAAGGUUGUCAGUGAGAGCCAGCCAGUGUGGUUUGGCAUGUUGAUAGCUACUCUCUCACUCCAGCUCUGUUCGAAGAGAGAGGGUUGUUGGACCCAGGGGAGCUCCAGCCAUCUCUUCUGGCUCAAACAGAAGACUCCACAGUGGUUAUUCUCUGAAACCCAAACCGAAAUGGAAAUAGCAGGCAAUCUGGGGCUGGAGGUGUCAGGUUUCCUUUAUCUGUAAAAUUUGCAUUGUUGACUUUUGGCAACCACACUCUGGCUUUUUACCAAGGGCAUCUCUGCACAAGCCUCUGAAUUUGCAAAAUGCGUAUUUUUGGAUUGCUGCAGGAGUGUUUCAUGGGCAGUUUUUUAUGUUCCGUGUAAAGUCAGUACAGGUCUGUUAGUAUUUUAGGAUAAUGCUCCUUGAGUUGUCAGCAGUAGCCAGUGCUUUUAGAAUACAGUGCCCAUGCUGAUUGUUUUCUUUGUGUAGGGGGCUGGGGAGGGGAAGUGAUGGAUGGAAGGGUGGCUCAGAGCAGCAGUUCACCCCUUUGCUUGGGUUUAGUAUGGACACAGGUACGCUCAGUCUCCGGUCAAUCAGCCAGAGUCACAGGUCCAGUUCACUGAAUUGUCUGGGGCACUGCUUGAAUCAGUGCUGGCCAAAGCCUUGUCCUUCAGAAUGGGUUUGCUGCCUUCAAACUCCUCCUGACUUGACAUGGGCUUGUGCUGUGGCAGGGGUUGGAGUCAGCAUGGCUCUCGAAGGCCACACAAGACCCAGGGCCUGUGUCAUUCAUUGUGCCAGCCUUGGCCUCCAGCAAUUCCAGUUGUGGGUUCCUCCCCUUCAUUUUCCCAGGGCUGGCUCACUCAAUAGAUGAGUGUGAUCUCAAGCAGUCACAUGCUGUAACAUGGCAGCUCUCCCUGCAUGCCUGUGCAAGCACAGCUAAUUCACCUCGGCCAUUGGGAGUGGAAGUCCCCUAGUAAGGGUAUUGUCUUUGAGAGCCCACAGGCUUGCUGGAAAAAAAAACAACGUAUGGAUGACAGGGUGACAGAGUUCAGAGCCAUCAAGAAAGCCCAUCCAAGUGGUUUGAUUCCUCAAAGCAGAGGAGUUGCUCCAUCCCUGAAUGCUAAAUGACUUUUAAAUUUUUAUGUCUACCACAUUAAAUUUUCCAGACAGUCCCUGAGAUGGUUUUUCUUUCAGUGAAGCACAGAUGCCUCUCUUUUGGAGAUUAUCCUGAUAGAAUGUGUUGGACCUUGCUACCCGAUAACGCAGAAGCAAAUGCACUUUUAUUGGUUGGAGCUGGCUCUUUACAACCUGAACUGUGUUUGCAGCUCUCUGCAGAGCAGAUACUCAGGAGUUUUGUUGGCAUUUGUUGGGCAUCAUGGAGUUACCAAAGCACCCCGAGGAGUUGCUGUGUUUGGUAGAGCUCUGUUAAAUCUGUUAGCCUCAAGAACCUCAGGGCUAAUUUCCAGGUAAUGAUCGGCGUGUGGUGUCCUGCUUCAAGCCCCCUGUGGGGGAGGUAUUCGCAGGGGCCUUCAAUGGCAGAAAGAAGAGGGUAUUGCAAGGGCUGGUUUUCAUUGAGAUGCUUUGUGAUACCUGUGCAGCCAUCUGCUACCGAUUUUCAUCCCUCCUCAUUGAUUUUGUUUUCUUUGUUUGUAGAUGAGGGGAAAUAAGGGUUCCCAGGCAGGGGUAGGGUCCCCAGUUCCAGCUGCUUAUGGCUCCCAAUUUUAAAGUACCAUCAGGAAUAUAAAAGCCCGAAAGCUCAUGUGGCUGGUCAGUAACAUUAUUUAAGCUGGCACAGUGUAACCGGAACAACAUUCUACACUUUUUGGAUGUUUUUAUUGCUUUUCUGUUUCUGAACAAGCGCAGUUCACAGGCAUUCGGGUUCCAAUUCUUACAGGUUUUUAUGUUAGAAAAUUAUACUCAUCCCCCUUUAUCUUCUACUCAAAAUGUGUGUACUUCAAAAUAUAUAUAAUUGCUCAAAUAUGUAGCCUUCUGACCUGAAUGGCAAAAAAGGCCAGUUAUAUUCGAUAUAAAAGUUACAUUAAAUUGCAAAUUCAUUUUGUUUUAGUGGUCACUGGGAAAUGAGAACCUGGGCAUCUUUCAGAAAAUAGCUGAUGCAGAAAUACAAAACAAAGGGUGUUUAAAAUUAAUUAUUUAAAUUGGCAUGUCGUAUUGCAUUAUUUAAGCCAUAAUAUAAGUCUGCCCAGCACGGUUUUGUUGAAUCAAACAGGGAUCUAUCAAUUGUGGAUUUACCGGAAUAAUUUACAAUUAAAACCAAAUUAUGAUAUCUGAUUGAGAUUGUAAUAUAUGAUCUUUGUCAUUUCUACAGAUACUUGAUUUGAUGGGAACCAAACUGGUGCUGCCAUUGCCAAAAACCAAUCCUCGCAAUUUAUUUUGUGGUCUUAUAAAUUUUCCUUUGCUUGCUUCUUUAGUGGUAUCCCAAAUUAUAACUCUUUUUAAUGGUCAACCUAUCUUGGCUUGAAUUUUCCCAUGCCUGAAGUCCGCAAUGCUGAUUUAGCAGAACAAAAGCUUUGAAGACAUUUCCUUUUCUCUGUGCUGUUUAUUAUAUCCUUUGCUUUGCGUGUGGACUGAGCUCUGAAGCUUAGGUCAACAAGAAACCACCGUUGUGGCCAGGCUGGCUCGUGGGAAGUGGCACUCAAAUGGUUCCAGUUUGUAGUUCUCCUGGGUCUGAGAUGAUUCCCACAGGUCAGGCUGGCAGCUUCUGUGCUUUGAAGUCGAUACAGAUACCUCUCAAAUAGCACAUCCUCUCGACCGUCUCUUUACCUACAUCUGCACGCUGGCGGUGAUUACUCUAAGCUGGGUCAGUGGUUCUUUAAGGAGAACUAGGAUGGGUUUAGUGCUUACUUGGACUGUUUGGAUUUGAGGCAGACAUCAAGAAUUUGUCAGCUAUAACGAGAACAUGAAAUAAUAUUUUGCAAAUUUUUUUUUUUUUUUACUUCAUAAAGUUAAAUGAGGUCUCUGAGAAGCUUUUGAGUUUGUUUAUUCACUUCCUUAAAACUUUGGAAUCCAAAUCUAUAAAUACAGUCUGACUUAAUGUUUACAAUUAUUAUCACUCUCACUUGAAUUGAUUGAUGCUACUUGUUAAAAAAUAGAAAAGCAAAAAAAGGUAUUAAGAUAUGUUUAGAUCUGCAGGAAAAGAUUAAUGUCCUUGCUGUUCAAAUAUGUUGCUUUUGUCCAUAAGGAAAGGCCAGUGUGAAAGUAUCAACCUCUCACUUUUCUAAAACUAGGAGGCCUGUUUGCCAGCCAUUACAGAAGUAAAAGGAAAGACAUUGCAACCAGAUUUGAGAUGUAGUUUUCCCCAAAAGUAGCAACUAUGUUGCAGACUUAAUAGUAGCUGGGCAUCAACCCUAAAUAAAGAGUCAGCAUUUCUUAAAAAUCAUCGUGGCCUGAUACAUAUAAUUCUUUUUUUUUUUUGGGGGGGGGAAUUUUAACGUUAUUUCUGCAUUGCAGAUUUCUAACUGGAGUUUUGCCCUAAUUCUUUUUAGAAGGUGAUGUAGGCUUGCUAAUACAUGUGAGUUUUCUUAAGAAAUGUAAACUACUUUUCAGUUUUACCGAAUUACCCCCGCAGAUGUGCAGCUGAAUUUAACCAAAUCAAAAAACUUCUGACUUAUUGUUAAGAAAUAUCCUUUAUUCAAACUUGAAAAAAUAAAUGAGGAAGGGACUAUGUUUCCAAGUCUGUGUUUACAAAUCUAAAUUGAUUAUUUGAUUUUUCUCAAAUGGUCAGGGUGCAGAAAAUUUACAGAUUUUGUUUUAUUAUGUUGGAAUAUCAUUCCGUGGCUUUGAGUGACUCAGAAUGGAGUAAAACCUAGCAGAUAAAUUUAAAACAUCAUUUAUUUAUAAACCAGAAAUGUGUCCAAAUAAAUUUUUGUCUGUCAGAUGUUUAACAGUGACAAAGCAGUUUUGAUUUACAUUCCUUUUUGCUGAAUAUGGUAGCUUAACUGCAUUAUAUAGUCUUAAAGCAAAUAUUUUAUAUAAAGCUAAGCUGGGUGGUUUCAGGCAAACAUUAGUUUUGCCUUGACUUACAUGCAAAAAUGUUUCCCACUUAAAGGAAAGUGGUUGAAGGAAUCUGGAUUGGGUAAUUUAGGCUGAACUGUUGAAAGUGAAGUUGCUUGCUUAGGCAUUGAUCCAGUCAAAACUCGUGCACAUCUUUAACUUUCUGCAGACUGCAUAGCCUGUGAGACCUCUGCUGACAUGGAUAAAGUAGCAAGCAUGCAACAUCAUUCCCAAAUUGGACGUAUGUAUCCUACCGUCACGUGUGCUUGAAUUAAAAGUGCAUUUAAGUGUGCUUGCAAAUAAUAGAUCUGUGACUCCUCAGAUCUCACCAGAAUGCUCAGCUGAUGGUCAAAAAUGAGAUUUCCUUUCUUGUCUAUGCCUGUGCUGGGGGGGGGGGCAAAAAAAAAAAAAAAAAAGGAAACGUUUUGUUGCUUUUAAUAUGAGCCUCAUUGGAUUGGUUUGUCUCACUAGAGCAGUCGUGACGCAGUGUUGUGUUUUAUCAGUGCCCACCCCCAGCAGAAUUCUUUGCUUAAGAGGAGGCAGAUUUUCACCUACUGAAUAAGACUCUGGACUCGCAUUGAUGCUUCUCGGUGUUGUCUUGUGUGCUCUCCUGUGCCGGAGUGAAUUUUAUCCCCGGACUGCCUGGUGACAGACCAUCGCAGUUGUGCCGGUUUGGGAGCAAAAUAUGGAAUGUGUUUCACUGCUGACCGAAGGCAGCCAAAUGAACAGUAUUUAUAGUAGUUUGAAAAUCAGCAGUUAGCAGUUUCUUCACAUUCUAACACUACCCAGCACUUUCCAGAGAGAACUCAUUGUUUACAAGAAAUCUGCUUUCCAAAUCCGUUGCGGUGCCCUCCAGCCUUGACUAUUAACUAUUUGCAAAGGGGAAGCUAAUCUACGGUUUUGGGAAAGAUGGCAAUGGAUGAGUACCUGUGGAUGGUCAUUGUGGGUUUUAUCAUUGCUUUUAUUUUAGCUUUUUCUGUUGGUGCAAAUGAUGUUGCAAAUUCUUUUGGCACGGCUGUGGGCUCUGGUGUCGUUACUUUACGCCAGGCUUGCAUUUUGGCUUCAGUUUUUGAAACCACUGGCUCAGUAUUACUGGGAGCAAAAGUAGGAGAAACAAUUCGGAAAGGUAUCAUUGAUGUUAACCUGUACAACGAGUCUGUCCCACUGCUGAUGGCAGGAGAAGUGAGUGCAAUGGUUGGUUCUGCUGUUUGGCAGCUAAUUGCAUCGUUCUUGAAACUCCCAAUAUCAGGGACCCAUUGCAUUGUAGGUGCUACUAUUGGAUUUUCUCUGGUGGCAAUUGGCACGCAGGGUGUCCAGUGGAUGCAGCUUGUCAAGAUUGUUGCCUCUUGGUUUAUUUCCCCACUGUUAUCUGGCUUAAUGUCUGGAGUCCUCUUUGUGCUGAUUAGAUUCUUCAUUUUAAACAAGGAAGACCCUGUGCCCAACGGUCUCCGCGCUCUUCCGGUGUUUUACGCUGCUACCAUAGCUAUUAACGUGUUUUCCAUCAUGUACACAGGGGCACCAGUACUGGGACUGAUACUUCCAAUGUGGGCCAUUGCUCUAAUAUCGAUUGGUGUGUCCUUAAUAUUUGCUGUCUUAGUCUGGAUUUUUGUGUGUCCCUGGAUGAAGAGAAAAAUAGAAAGUCGGUUAAAGAAAGAUGCUGCGCUGUCAAGGAUAUCAGAUGAAAGUCUUGAUAAAAUUCAAGAUGAAGAAACACCAGUCUUUAAAGAGCUUCCUGGUGCCAAAGCAUCUGAUGAGAGCACGAUUCCCCUUACUGGCUCAGUAACAGAAGCUGCUGGGGCAUCAGAUACUAUUGCAAAUGGAAACCAUCCACGUGUACCGUAUGGAAGGGCGUUUUCGGUGACGCACACCUCAGUGAAAUCACCUGUUUCCAAUGGCACCUUCAGCUUCGAUGGCCACGUGAGGAGCGAUGGCCACGUUUAUCACACUGUGCACAAGGACUCAGGUUUAUACAAAGACUUGCUCCACAAAAUACACCUGGACAGGGCCAAUGACGAAAGGCCCACUCCAGAAAACAACUACAAACUGUUACGACGCAACAACAGUUAUACUUGUUACACUGCUGCUAUUUGUGGCAUGCCCGUGCAUUCCUCCUUUAAGGCAGCCGAUACGUCAACUCCAGAGGACAGUGAGAAGUUAGUGGGAGACACUGUUUCCUACUCCAAGAAGCGAGUCCGCUACGACAGCUACUCCAGCUAUUGCAACGCAGUGGCUGAGGCAGAGAUCGAGGCGGAGGAAGGUGGAGUGGAAAUGAAGUUGGCCUCCGAACUUGCAGAACCUAACCGGCCUCCGGUUGAUCCUGUGGAAGAGGACAAGGAAGAGAAAGACACAUCUCAGGUCCAUCUACUUUUCCACUUCCUCCAGAUCUUAACAGCCUGCUUUGGAUCCUUUGCCCAUGGAGGUAAUGAUGUCAGCAAUGCAAUUGGUCCCCUCGUCGCGCUCUGGCUUAUCUACGAGCAAGGUGGCGUAAUGCAAGAAGCAUCGACUCCCAUCUGGCUGCUGUUCUAUGGAGGUGUUGGGAUCUGCGUGGGUCUCUGGGUCUGGGGUAGAAGAGUUAUCCAGACCAUGGGUAAAGACCUCACUCCAAUCACACCAUCAAGUGGAUUCACUAUUGAGUUGGCUUCGGCGUUCACAGUUGUGGUAGCUUCCAAUGUUGGACUUCCUGUCAGUACUACACACUGCAAGGUUGGCUCCGUGGUGGCCGUUGGCUGGAUCCGCUCCAAGAAAGCUGUCGACUGGCGCCUUUUCCGCAACAUCUUCCUGGCGUGGUUUGUGACUGUGCCAGUGGCUGGCUUGUUCAGUGCUGGGGUGAUGGCGCUGCUGAGGUACGGGAUCUUGCCUUACAUCUGAAGAGCUUCCUCUGCUGGGAAAAGGGGAAAUGGCCAAGCUACUACCGAGGGGAGAAGUGUUCCCGUGAAAGAAGCAGUCGGAGAGGAUCCAUCUUCCAUAUCUAACUUCUUAUCUACUGUACAUAACAAUGUGUCAUAUUGGUGACAUGGUGAUGUGGUGCCAUUUCUUAUAUAUUACAGAAAUAUAUAUGCAUAUAGUAGGUAACAAUACCUAAGUUAUAUUAUCAGUGGGGUGAAAAUAAUUACCUAGAAUUUAAUAUUUAGUAAAAUUUGUACAUAGUGUAUCAUUUUGGUGGCUAUUUUUUAAUCUUUUGAAGAAGAGUAUGGAUUAGGAAAUGUUUCUUGUCCAUUUGAUAUAAGAAGCGAGGUACAGGACUGCAUAACACAUGCAUUUUUUAAAGCUAUUAAGAUACUGGAACAAAAUAAAAUGUGCAGAAGUGCUUUUCAUAAAAUAACUUUGUUCAUAUCAUAUUGAUCUUUGUGUAUCAUAGCGUGAUGGUUAUGGCUGUGUAAAUACUUACAACAGUAACUUUUAAAUGGUGCAUUUCCCUUAUAUAUUUUGGAUAAGAAAGUUUAGGAAGUACCAAAGAAGCAGGGGAAUAGCUUGCCAAUAUUAUGUUGUUGUCUACACGUGUGAGCGUGUGUUGUGUUUCCCAACCUCUAAUUCAGCAUUUUCACCAAGCUCCAGCCAGUGAGGCUGGGAUAGUACUGUUCAUGUCUUAAUGUAACUUUAAAAAAAAAGAAAAGAAGCGCACACAAAAAAGUUAGCUUUUGUGACUUAGUAGGCAGACCAUGGUUCUCCACAUUAGCUGAUAGUAGACUGACUUCAUUUUGUGGGCUGAUACUUCAGUAUCUCACUGCUCACCUUCUACCUUUCCCCUUCAAAUCUCAGCUCCCAGUUGCCCUGCUAUCAAUUCCUGCGGGAGAGCAGACCGUCAGUCUCCCCUUUCUCUGUCCAUCCAGCCACGAGCACACACUCUCAGGUACAGGAGCGGGACCGUGGCGUGCACGGCACCCCCGUGCACAGAAGGAAAGGGCAGCAGCGGGUAGGAAACGGGCCUAGCCCUGGUUUUGUGGUUGAAGGUAGUGGGCGCCCAUGGGAGUGCUGAUCCAUGCAGGGCACAGUGUGAGAAACACGGCGAGGAUGUGAGCAGAUGCUGCCUCCCCCGUGGCAAGUCCCAUCCGAUGCCACAGCCAGCCAGCCUCUUGCUGUGCUGUCGACAGCAAGGAGGGGAUUGGGAGCCUGGCCCGGCGUGGAUGGAGGUUGUAUGGUAACCAGCAUUUGGGAUGAGAUUUUUUUUCACGGCAGCUCGGGGAAAAUGUCUAGCUGUGUCCCCUGCGUGCCUUUGGAAAGCACAUUUGAGUAAAGGUUACUGUUUUGUGGGUGGGAGGCAAAGGGCAAGGGGUGCCUGGAGGAGGCUGGGAAUCUAUUACUGUUUAAAUGCUGCUAAAAUUUUGAUAAAAUGUUCUUGGUACUCCAUUGUGACUUUUCCAUUGGUCAUUCAUACUAAAUUUAUAAUAAAAAGAUAAACAGCCCCUAUAA
Molecule: messenger RNA, 10809 nt
Organism: Myiozetetes cayanensis
Lineage: Eukaryota; Metazoa; Chordata; Aves; Passeriformes; Tyrannidae
Gene: SLC20A2
Product: solute carrier family 20 member 2
Exons: 11
Coding region: 7309-9267 (652 amino acids)
Biological process (GO): phosphate ion transmembrane transport
Cellular component (GO): membrane
Molecular function (GO): phosphate transmembrane transporter activity
Source: RefSeq, a predicted model, not a curated record